AUGGCAGGUCGUAGUGGUUUUGAUGAUGGAAAUCCGAGGGAUUACGGUGGCGGGAGAAGGACCGCCGGCGGUCGCCCCUUGCCUACAGAGCCACCUUACAAAGCCUAUGUUGGAAAUCUACCAUCCGGAAUUAUACAAGGAGAUAUUAACAGAAUCUUUCCCGACCUGAAAAUUAAAAAUGUGAGGUUAGUAAUGGAUAAGGAAACUGAUAAAUUCAAAGGCUUCUGCUAUGUGGAAUUUGAAUAUUUGGAUGAUUUGAUCAAGGCAAUUGAAAUGAAUGGUGCCCUUAAUGUAGAUGGAAACUGUGUUAAAAUUGAUGUAGCCGAAGAAAAAAGAAAUGAUAGGGGAGGUUUCGACCGGGGUCGGCGAGAUGGUGGACGCGAUGGUGGUCGUGGGGGAUUCAGACGGGAUGGAGGCCGUGGUACGUACGACCACUUCGAUGCCGUCGGUCGCGGCCCAAGGAACCAGGGUGGAGGGUUCACACAUGACCGCGAGCGAGGAGGAGGUGGAGGCCCUGGUGGUGAAAGAUGGACCGAGCGGGGCCCACGUGGGUCCUCAGAGGAACCCCGUCCUGGCGACUGGGGCCGAAUGGGGCGCUCGGGGCCUGCCCCGCCCCCUGGUGGAGCUCCACGCCCAAGGAGGAACUUUGACGAUAUGCCGCCCGCUAGGCCUGAUACCACUGGUAGGCCAAAACUAAAACUAGAGCCAAGAACAGUUAAGGAGCCAGUAAACUCACUGGCGGCCACAAGUCAGGCCUCUUCCAUAUUCGGCGGCGCGCGACCGCGGGAGGAACGACUUAAAGAGAUGAGGGAGUAG
Molecule: messenger RNA, 816 nt
Organism: Pieris macdunnoughi
Lineage: Eukaryota; Metazoa; Arthropoda; Insecta; Lepidoptera; Pieridae
Source: the annotation of a GenBank genome assembly